Messenger RNA from Seriola aureovittata, 2138 nucleotides. RefSeq names its product solute carrier family 37 member 4a (gene slc37a4a). Gene Ontology annotation, molecular function: glucose 6-phosphate:phosphate antiporter activity. NCBI's taxonomy places the organism in Eukaryota, Metazoa, Chordata, Actinopteri, Carangiformes, Carangidae. Gene Ontology annotation, biological process: glucose-6-phosphate transport; phosphate ion transmembrane transport. Gene Ontology annotation, cellular component: endoplasmic reticulum membrane. The record is from RefSeq and is a predicted model, not a curated record. Bases 301 to 1590 code for a protein of 429 amino acids. The transcript is spliced from 8 exons.
AUCAGUGCCUAAAGGAAACUACUAAUCAUAUACAGAGUUGAUGUCACCAACUGAUUGAAGUCCUUUCCCAGGCCUUUUCUUGUUGGCCUGCAGCACUUUAUCAGAUUUAUGCAGCUUUGGGGCAGAGAAGUUGACCAUUAACCUCCCCUCCUGAUUGCAGACACCUCUUCACUUGUAAGCAGCUGCUUCUGCACAGUGGAUCCUGAGGCAAAGUUCACUGUCACAAGCUGCAGGAGUCUGUCAGACGGAUCGACUUAUAUUUCUCUCAGUUUUUUGUAGGACUAUCUGCAACCUGCAAUCAUGGCUACAGCGAAUUACGGAUACUACAGAGGAACUAUAUUUCUGGCCAUGUUUGUAGGCUACACGCUGUACUAUUUUAGCAGAAAGACUUUCUCCUUCGUGAUGCCUUCUCUAAUGCAAGAAAUUGAGCUGGAUAAGGAUGACCUGGGCAUGAUCACCAGCAGUCAGUCUUUGGCCUACGCUAUCAGUAAGUUCAUCAGCGGCGUGCUUUCAGACCAGAUCAGCGCCCGUUGGCUCUUCUCCAUUGGCCUGUUCAUGGUGGGAGGCAUCAAUGUGGUCUUUUCCUGGUCCUCCACUGUUGCUGUUUUCUCUGCCUUGUGGUUUCUCAACGGCCUUGGCCAGGGCCUUGGCUGGCCUCCCUGUGGCAGGGUGCUGCGCAAGUGGUUUGAGCCCUCUCAGUUCGGGACAUGGUGGGCAAUUCUGUCCUGCAGCAUGAAUCUGGCUGGCAGCUUGGGCCCCAUUAUUGCCACAGUGCUGGCUGAGAGUUACAGCUGGAGGGUGAUACUGUCGGUCUCUGGAAUGAUUUGUGUGGCGGUCUCCUUUGUCUGUCUGCUGGUCAUCAAGAAUGAGCCGAAGGAUGUGGGGCUGCCCAAUAUAGAAGCAGCGGCCAAGAAGAGCACAGGAGGAUCCUCCAGUAAUGAAAGCACCCUGUCCGAGUUUCUGCUGUCACCUUACCUGUGGCUGCUGUCUGUGUCCUACCUGGUGGUGUUCGGGGUGAAGACCGCCUGCACCGACUGGGGCCAGCUGUUUCUCAUUCAGGACAAGGGCCAGUCUACACUCAUGGGUAGCUCAUACAUGAGUGCCCUGGAGGUUGGAGGCCUGUUGGGAAGUCUCGCAGCAGGUUACCUCUCUGACAAGGCUGUGGCCAGACAAGGCAUGAGAAUCUAUGGCAAUCCUCGCCACUUCAUCCUGAUCUGCAUGAUGGCUGGAAUGUUUGUGUCCAUGUACCUGUUCAGAGUCACAGUUACCCCCGACAGCUCAAAGGUGUGGAUACUCAGCUUGGGUGCUGCUUUUGGUUUCUCCUCUUAUGGACCAAUAGCAUUGUUUGGAGUUAUAGCCAAUGAGAGUGCCCCAUCCAACUACUGUGGGACAUCACACGCCAUUGUUGCCCUGAUGGCCAACAUUGGUGGUUUCCUGUCUGGACUUCCAUUCAGCACAAUUGCCAAGCACCAUGGCUGGGCUACAGCCUUCUGGGUAGCAGAGAUCGUCUGUGGCAUCACCGCUGUUGGAUUCUUCCUGCUGCGCAACAUCCGAACCAAGAUGGGUCACAUGUCCAAGAAGGCAGACUAAAACAUCAUGACACCUCAUCCUCUGCACCCAGGGGAAAACUGAAUAUUUUUAGGCAUCGCUGUAUUGUCAUAUUUUUCUUACUUGUUUUUGGGUUUUUUUUAUAUCACAGUAUUUUUUCAGUCAUACAGCACAGGUUUUAAAGAAGCUCAUAGAAGUUGAGCAUCUUUUGCUUCAAACACCUGUUUUGUAAGGUGUUUCUCGACAUACAGUCUGUAAACACUGCAUGCAUAAUGCAACAAGGGAAUAUAAAUGACUACACAUUAUGGAUGUCAUACAAUGGAAUGUGACAAAAUCACAACUAGAGAAAAGGUUUUCUCUCCUAAGACCACCGAGGCAUUACAGUGACAAGAGGACAAAAGUGGAACCAAAAAAUUGGAACCUGGUUUAGAAACUGGUAUAUUAUACAAUAUUUGUGUUUUUAAUAAUGUAAUAAUGAAUCAUGAAUGGAAUUACAAGACCUAUACAAUGCUUAUCUAUUUUAAGGGAAGGACAAUGUGUGGUCUUUAUUAUGGGAACAGUCGAAGGCUUGAAUAAAUGAUGUUAUGUUU